CACAGAAUAACAUCCUGACAUCUUCCAAGCAGCUUCUAUCUUUUCCGCAUGCUGAAGAAGCAAUGAACACCAAGUAGGAAGAAAAUUGGGUUCUGGGGGAAUCUGACCCAUUGAGCACCACUUGGUGAGGCAUUAAAAGCUCUCUGCUGGAUAAUUAAUGCUCAGUGACACUUCCUAAACUGCGAAUCUCAAAUCCAUAGGAAGUUAUUAUGGUAAAUAAUAUGAGAUCAUAGCACCAUAACUGAGUAAUGAGCAAAGGGUUUAAGACAUAUAUCAUCUGUAUUUUUUAAGGGGGGAAUAAAAAUAUUGCUCAAAAUGAUACUUUACAGAGGAAUAAACCACCUUCCACCCCACCCCCCAUUAACUGAGGUUCCCUUUCAAUCUCUUUGUUUCAGUGUUUGGCUGGUGCCGGUAGCUUUGGAAGUAAGGUGUGACUGAAAUAAUGCCUUAGUGCUAAUACGUAUUAUUACACCCCUCCUCGGUGUUUCUGUUUGCUCACACACAUUUGCUCUGCUGUCAGGCUUUAAUUCCUGUUAGCAAGGCUCUAUGGUAACCUACUUAGUAACAGAAAACAUCAGCUUAUGAAACUCCCCUUAGCAGCGGAGAAGAACAAUGUUGUUAAAGCCGAUCUUAGUCAGAGAUCCCAACAUCAAGGGCUACAAACUCUGGGAAGUGCUUCUGAAGGAAUGGGUGACUCCACGUGGUCCUCUUUGCCAUGCUACCAUCCCUGCUAUGUGACACCAAGGGCUGCUCAAUCUGCUCAUGGAUGCUUCAUCGGUCAUCCCACUUACAUCUGCAGUCGUUCUGUCUUAACACAUCCUACUUGUUUUGUUAGACCACGCAUCUCAACAAGAUGUUCAUGUCUCAGCUCCUGCUCCCAUUUCCAUGAAACAACAUCUGAGGCAUUAAAGAAUUUGAAGGAAUUGUUGGAUACUACCGAUGUUCCUGUUUUGGCAAGAAGGGAAACGGAUGGUUAUUAUUACCAAGGCAAAAUAAUAAAAGGCAUAGAGGGUGAGAUGAGAAAAUUCCUGGUACAGUUUGCCAGGCCAUUUGCAGUGGGCGAAGAAGACACAGUGAGUGUGCAAGAAACAGACAGUAGUGACAUCUUUGAAUGUGUGACUGGAAUGAGACACUCCAUCCUGCCAGGUGACAAAGUGCUGGCACCUUGGGAACCAGAGCAGAAGAGAUACGGGCCUGGCACAGUCCUCCAAGGCAUGGAGACUAGGGAUCCCCUGAGAGAGAGAGAAGAUGAAAAAAUUACCAUCAGCUUUUGGAAUGGCAAGAAAGCCAAAGUCCCAUUGGGCGUAGCCUUGUGGAUUCCACCCCACCAGUGGGAGAGGAUUGUAGAGAUGAUCCACAUGCCCCACACUACCAGGAAAAAAAUUGAAGGGCAGCUCCACAGGGCUAAAUAUUAUGCUUGGCCUCAUUUCAUAUCACCCUGUACAUAUCCAUGCACUUUGGGUGACCGCCGAAGGCUUCAAUGGACACAUUGCUCUUGUAUUUGUCCUUAUUCUAGCUGCUUCCAAAACACAUGCUCACAACGUGGAUAUACACAGUAUGCUUCCUGCUGCUCUCCUAAGUACUGUAAUUGCUGGUGGAAGCCCCCUUCAGCUGAAUUAACCAAGGACGAUUUCAGUAGCAGACCCACUACGCAAUUAUUAGCAGUGGAAGGUCCUCCUAAAGCAGAGUCUGCUCUUGCUCUGCCUGUCUCUUCCUCAAGCUCCUCAGCUACCCAAACUGAUUGGAAAGCAUCUUUGACAAUGGUAGAUCAUGCAGUGAACACAGAUUAUACCCUAUUUGAUAAGCCCAAAGUACAGGAAGUCAAAAGGCCAGACUGGAAAUACUGGAAGAGAAGUCACCCGAGCUCUCUUUAUAAGAGCCAAGGAUCCAGUGUUUUCAGCAGCUGCAGCAGGAAGGAAAGAACUGGAACCAAAGUAGCUCCACAUAUGGAUACAAUGCCAAUCAUUCUACUAAACCAGAGUGCCAUAUUUGAAACCAUUGAACAAUCUCCUCGAAACAAAUUUACAGUGAAAAAAGUCUUGAACCAGGAAGAUAUAAAACCAUCAUCAUGGGGAGGGUAAUGAAUAUUCAGUCACAGCAGAAACUUGUGCUUGACUUUAGGUAUUCAAACAGCAAUUCUACUUAUUUUAAGUGAAAAUGUGCAAGAAUGCAAUAAAUCAUUUAAAUAAGA
Messenger RNA from Anolis carolinensis (green anole), 2191 nucleotides. It is a transcript of the gene c1h11orf16, whose product is annotated as chromosome 1 C11orf16 homolog. The record is from RefSeq and is a predicted model, not a curated record. NCBI's taxonomy places the organism in Eukaryota, Metazoa, Chordata, Lepidosauria, Squamata, Anolidae. The transcript is spliced from 6 exons. Bases 582 to 2081 code for a protein of 499 amino acids.